AUGGCGGAUUUGAAGCAAGCAAGCCGCAGAGACCCCACCAUUUUGCACCCAUUCUUGGCAGAGCGAGCCGAGCUUGUCACCAUCAAGCAGAACAAUCCGAACUCGCGGCUGAUGGAGAAGGGACUUCUGGCCAAGCGGGUUUCUGUGAACGCUGCUGAUGUUGCUGAGACUGGUUUGGAGGCGCCACCAUCCUAUUUUGUGGAACUAUGGAAGUAUCGACAACUUCAUGGUGGUCAAGAUCCAGAUCCUGAACGCAUUGUCAAGAUGAACCUCGGCGGCUUCACUGUGCCUGGUGUGGAAGUCGAGGAUGAGAACAUGAAGGGCAUACACAAACGAAUCAAUCGCAGCUACAACUCGGUCAAAAAGAUUGCUCAUAUUCAUGAGGGAGACAUCACAUUGAACCGUCAAGCGCCAAAUGAGAUCUUUGAGGAGACCCGCAAGCAAGUCAUUUCACAACAGUCAAAAGCACCUGCUUUGUCUAUGGCUUUUGGCACGCCAGUUGGGAUCGCUUCCAGUUCGUCAACUGAUGCUCCCCAGAAGAAGACUGACAGUGUUGAUGCACAAGAUGGCCAUGAGACUCAGCAUGCUGAUGAGGAUGAUGAGGAAGCUACCAACCUCACUUCUUGGCUAUCAGAAUUUGGCUUUUGCAAAAGGUCAGAUGCCACAUCGCCUGCCAAAGCAUCGGCGAAGGCAAAAGCAGAGAAACCAAAAUCAACAAGAAAGAAUCCAUCGUCGACCAUCACAAAGCCCAAGAAGCCAGAGAAGCCAGUUGAAGCCGCACCGCCUGCACCCAAACGUAGGAGCAGCAAGAUGGAGACUUCUGAAGGCAAGGGUGUGGAUGGCCAGCCAGAGCCUGCUAGCAAGCCUGCUGAGGAAGUGGCAGAUGACACCAUCCGAAGACGUGGCCGAAAACAAACAUCGCAACUUGACAUGGAAGACAGGGAGGCAUUGGACAAGAUCAAGGAAGAACUCGCAUCUUACAGCACGAUUGAAGCAGAUUCGAUGGAUGAUUUCCAGUACUAUGUCAAACUGGCAAAAUCCAUGGGGAAAAUCAAUACCCAGCUUGUUCAAAAGCAGCGCACGAUGCAGCGCCGGAGCGCACCAUCAUCUGUUGCUGGUGAGUUUGAAGAAGUUGGAGCUCAGAUCAAAGCUGUCAUUGAUAUUGCCAAGGCUUUUUCAUCCCAAGACGGUGACAAGCUCAAUUCACUGCUUGAGAACAUGUCAGGCUCACUUUCGCUGGGUUUGUCUUCUGAGAAGCAGCGCAUCAAACUACUUGCCUUUGCCGACCUUGCUAGCGGUCGAUGGGAUGAGCUGGAGACGAAGACCGUGCCUAUGAUUUCAGACUUGGACAUUGAUAAUGGUCAAAAGUUUGAGUUCCUGCACCUUCUUGUGACAAAUCUAUUUCAGCGACUCCUCCGAGGAAAAGCAUCUGGUGGCAUUGUCUCUGCCGCAUCUCUUGAUGUGCAUGCCUUUGACUUUGUGCGUGAGUUUACAUCCCGAAUGCCACCAAUCCUUGCAAAGCAAGCAUUCGCACAAACCUCUGAAGCGUUUAAGGAUUUGUCAGAAGACUUUGCGACAGUUGAAGUGCUUUUGUCAGCCAACUCAAAGCUUCCAGCUGAUGUGAAGAAAGCUUUGGAGAAUGUCGCUUCACAUGAGUCUAGGCAAAAACACAUCAGAAGAUCUUCCUUGGGUCUGGUUACCACUAUGAUGAAUGGCUUGCAGGAGAAGCUCAUGGAAACAGCAAACGCUCAUGUCAAAACCAAUCUGAUUCCCUAUGUCGUUGCCUUCACAGCAGACCUCAAGGGUUCUGAUCAGCCAGAGACAUGGACAAUCCGCAAGCUGCAGAGCAUCGCAAACCCAAAGCUGAAAAAGUUGCUUCAGAUCCAUGAUGUGCUCAAGGACUUGAAGGAAACUUUGAACAGUAUGUCCCAAAAUGGUACAGCCCUCGGCGAGAAGGUGGUCCAUGAUUUGGUAACUGGUCUAAGAGCUCUUCAACAGCCAGCAAAUGAGUUUGGUGCAGGCUUGGCUGAUGCCCUUGCAGGCUUGAUUGCGAAAAUCAACUCAACCGCAGACAGCGUCAUUGAUUCAUUUCUGGAGCAGCAGCGAAAGUCUAUGGCUUCUUGGGUUGAUGAACACAAGGACGCUUCCAGUGGAAAGCCUACCUCUGCUGAUGUGGACGCUCUCUCCCAGAUCGUGGAGUCAUUUUGCCGCAGCUGCGCUGCAGCCAAACCAUCUGAUGUAGAUAGACAAUGUCAGGUGGAUGCUGCAACUUUCAUGGUCCGGUUCUUCCAUUGUUGGUCUCUUCUUCCAAGCGCUGAUGAUGAAACAGAGUUGGCGCCUGAGUUCAUCAAGCUGACACGUGAACUUGUGAGCAUGCUCAAAUUGGAGAAGGACAUCUUCAAGGAUGAAGCAACUUGGUCCCAGAUUCACAUGCCCUUGUACUUGAUCAACUUCUUGGAGAACAUGACCGCUCUCUUGGGCAGCGAUAGUGAUACCACAGUGGUGGAGCCAGUUGUCAAGAAUGUCUUUGGCACCUACCGUGCAGGUUGCUUGAAAUCGAUUGCCAAAGCUGAAUCGAAAUGUUCCGAUGUCCUCAACCUCAAUCGCGGAGUUUCAUUCCCAGUGUACAACCCAGACCUGGGUCCUGAUGCUGCAGACCGCACGUAUUGCGGUAUUGCAGAUGCUAUGGCCUUGAAAUUGUUCGCAACCGAAGCCCGCGAUGCAAAGCAGCUUUGUCAAGAAGCAGUGAAAAUGACUGGAGCUCCAACAGAGUCCUUUGUGGGAUACACAAGGGUGGUGAGCUUUCACAGGGAGGUGUUGGAAACCAUGACCACCAGGACGAUCAUCAAGGUGCUUCAGUCCAAAGCUGCUAUCGAAACAAGAAAGAGUCAGUUGGCCAACUGCAUGCAGCUGGCACAGGAUGAGAUGCUCAGUAUCCCCGCCAGUGUGCAAGCUCGCGCAACUGAUUUGUAA
Molecule: messenger RNA, 2973 nt
Organism: Durusdinium trenchii
Lineage: Eukaryota; Dinophyceae; Suessiales; Symbiodiniaceae
Source: the annotation of a GenBank genome assembly